GUUCAAGUGACGUUCUACAAAUUAUCCGAUUGUAUCCAUCCGUUUUCCGAAGUACAGCUGCCGCUUUUCGCUAAUUGUAGUCUGUGCUGUAAAAUAAGGUAAAAUGGCGCUGAGUUCUCAAGGAACAAAGAAAAAAGUUUGCUACUAUUAUGAUGGUGAUGUUGGGAAUUACUACUAUGGCCAGGGCCACCCCAUGAAGCCACACCGUAUCCGCAUGACACACAACCUCUUGCUGAACUAUGGUCUCUACAGAAAGAUGGAGAUAUACCGACCUCACAAAGCCAAUGGCGAGGAGAUGACCAAGUACCACAGUGACGACUACAUCAAGUUUCUGCGUUCCAUUCGGCCAGACAACAUGUCAGAGUACAGCAAACAGAUGCAGAGAUUUAACGUUGGAGAGGAUUGCCCUGUGUUUGAUGGCCUGUUUGAGUUCUGCCAGCUCUCAACGGGAGGCUCUGUUGCUGGAGCUGUGAAGCUGAACAAACAGCAGACAGACAUUGCCAUUAACUGGGCCGGAGGCCUCCAUCACGCCAAGAAGUCUGAGGCGUCAGGUUUCUGCUAUGUGAAUGACAUUGUGCUCGCCAUUCUGGAGUUACUGAAAUACCACCAGAGAGUCCUGUACAUAGACAUUGAUAUCCACCAUGGAGAUGGAGUGGAGGAGGCGUUUUACACCACAGACAGGGUCAUGACCGUGUCCUUCCACAAGUAUGGAGAGUACUUCCCCGGCACCGGAGACCUGAGGGAUAUUGGCGCCGGGAAGGGCAAGUACUAUGCUGUGAAUUACCCUCUGAGAGAUGGUAUAGACGACGAGUCUUACGAAGCCAUAUUCAAACCUAUCAUGGCUAAGGUGAUGGAGAUGUACCAGCCUAGUGCAGUGGUUCUUCAGUGUGGAGCCGACUCCCUCUCAGGAGACAGGCUUGGCUGCUUUAACCUCACCAUCAAAGGCCAUGCUAAGUGUGUGGAGUACAUGAAGAGCUUCAACCUGCCCCUGCUGAUGCUGGGUGGUGGAGGCUACACCAUCCGGAACGUGGCCCGCUGCUGGACCUAUGAGACCGCCGUGGCCCUGGACAGCGCCAUACCCAAUGAGCUUCCAUACAAUGAUUACUUUGAGUACUUUGGGCCGGACUUCAAACUGCACAUCAGCCCCUCUAACAUGACCAACCAGAACACCAACGACUACCUGGAGAAGAUCAAGCAGCGUCUGUUUGAGAACCUGCGCAUGCUGCCCCAUGCCCCGGGUGUUCAGAUGCAGGCCAUCCCAGAAGAUGCUGUGCAGGAGGACAGUGGAGACGAGGAGGAGGAAGACCCUAACAAACGCAUCUCCAUCCGUGCCCACGAUAAGAGGAUAGCAUGUGACGAGGAGUUCUCCGACUCUGAGGACGAGGCUGAGGGUCAAGGGGGCGGACGCAGAAAUGCAGCCAGCUUCAAGAAGGCCAAGAGGACCAAGACUGAGGAAGACAAAGAGGGCGAGGAGAAGAAAGCAGGUGACGAAAAGAAAGCUGAUGAGAAGAAAGAAGUUAAAGAAGAAAAGGUGCCAGAUGAGGAGAAAAUGGACACCUCCACAAAGGGUCAUUUUCCCUGUUUAUCCAACAGGCCAAAAGAGGAGUCCAAGACACCGUGAGGAGCUCCUAGCUCUCUUUAAAGCGAUCCUACCGGUUUUAUUUUUCAGAGCAGUUACCUUUCCUGGCUGCUACAAAGAAUAUCCCUGAAGGACUAUACAUUUUAAUGACAGAUCCUGCUCCUUCAAAUUGGAAUGGGCUAAAUGUCUUUUCUAGAACAUAUAAAUGUUUCUGUUCAAGGACUGAAAUUCAAAUGGAGUGAUUUAUUUGUAAGUACUGUUUUCUGUAUGCUUAGGCUCAUUUUGUUUAGAAUCUUUUUAUCCUAUGAAAUCCUAUCCCUCUUCUCCUUACUCAAACAUCUCUGUAGUCUAUAUUAAAGGCCUAGCACGAAGUAUUACGCUUUUUAUAUCUUUUGGAUUUAAUUUAUUUAAUCCACUCGUGUAUUUAGUCCCACUGUUAUGUGCGUUCAGAAAUGUAGUUGAAGCAUGACAAUUAGGUCCACUUCUCAAAGAUGUAUUCAUUCUGUAUUACCCAGAUUAACAAUAUAGAAUGCUGCUCCUACAGUAUGUGAUAAAACAAAACAAUCGUGAAGGACUUCCAUCCAUGUAUUGUAGUUUGGUAUUUUCAGAGGUUAUUGUUUAGUACCAGUGACUGUUUAGGACCCAUGUCAUCCCCACAUUUCAAUGAAAACAGCGUUCCUAGAUUUUUCACUUGGAACGGGAGGUUCAAAGGUAUUUUGGUAAUGCCACAACACUUUUAGUAAAGUUGGCCAAGCAAAAAUGGACACAUUCAGUGUUGUGGAUGUGAUUUUAUUCUGCAAAAUUGAAAUGGAUUUUUUUUCCUGGAGUUCUUGUAAACUUCAUACAAAUAUGAAGGACCACACAAUCUUUGACUACUUUUAGAAACCAAUAAAAACAAUGCUAUGAAAAUC
This is a messenger RNA of Oncorhynchus mykiss (rainbow trout), 2490 nucleotides long. The record is from RefSeq and is a predicted model, not a curated record. Lineage: Eukaryota; Metazoa; Chordata; Actinopteri; Salmoniformes; Salmonidae.